AUGCCAUCUGCUCCUCAUUAUGAUUUCCUCAUCAAGCUACUGCUCAUAGGCGACUCUGGAGUCGGAAAGUCCUGCCUUUUGCUUCGAUUCUGCGACGACGCCUGGACGCCUUCUUUCAUUACUACCAUUGGCAUUGACUUCAAAAUUCGUACAAUCGAACUCGACGGAAAGCGGAUAAAACUCCAAAUCUGGGACACGGCUGGACAAGAACGUUUCCGGACGAUUACUACGGCAUAUUACCGAGGAGCCAUGGGUAUUCUGCUCAUAUACGACGUGACAGACGAAAAAUCGUUCAACAACAUCCGAACGUGGCAUGCGAACAUUGAACAGCACGCUUCAGAAGGUGUCAACAAGAUUCUCAUCGGCAACAAGUCUGACUGGUCGGACAAACGACAAGUUACACCAGAGCAGGGCCGUGCAUUGGCCGACGAAUUUGGUAUCAAGUUUAUGGAGACGAGCGCCAAAGUCAACGAUGGUGUAGAGGAUGCCUUCUUCACCCUCGCAAGGGAUAUCAAAACAAGGCUCAUUGAUUCGAACCCAAAUGCUGGUACUAGUGGCCAGUCCAAGUCGCAGGACAGCUCCAUCAAGGUUGGAGCCCCACCAUCAGCGAAUGCAGGGUGCUGCUAG
Serendipita indica DSM 11827 is the source of this 627-nucleotide messenger RNA. Lineage: Eukaryota; Fungi; Basidiomycota; Agaricomycetes; Sebacinales; Serendipitaceae. The record is from the annotation of a GenBank genome assembly.